AUUUACACGGAAAGUUCAUGCAUUUUUUUGUUCAGAUUUAACAGGAAGACUGUAUCGGCAUUCAUACAAUGUUCUACUUCUGACUCCUGAGUGAUAAUCGCCUUUGGGGGGAAAAAAGAAAAAAACAAAACAAUCAAAAACAGCUGUAUCUUGGCGAACGCAUGUCGACCAAAAUUCCAAAACAAACCAAGUGUCGUAAAUCAAUAGAUAUGAAGUGAUCGGGUGCCUCAUCCUGAUGGUGAUCAAAAAUGGCGAUUGCACUCAGAAGUUCCCUUGCAACCAAGGUUUUGCAAGCUCUGAGAGGUGUUAGCAAUGUUGAUAUCUUGCCAAUAGAAAGUCAGCUUGUGAGUGCCUUGCAAAUCAAUCCAAAUUCAGCCAAAAAUCGAAUUGAAUUACAGCUUCCUCUCUAUACUGUAGUUGGACAGAAAAAGAAUCAUGUUGAAAAAAAACUUAUGUUUCUGCAAGGAAGUGAAAUUAUUGAAAAAUUUGAAACAAAUGAUUCAGUUACUGGGAUCUCUCUGUCUCCACCUGAGUCAAAAAUUCAUUUUUUAAAUUUUCAUCUUGACAUCAGUUGCUAUUGCCGCAAUUUGCUGUCAGACAUUUUAGGAACCAAUGAAGAAGAUUAUGUUUCCGGGAAGCUGUUUUCUCUGCCUAAAGACCAAAUUAUUGUUGAAUUUAGUUCUCCUAACAUUGCCAAGCCUUUUCAUGUUGGUCAUUUGAGAUCAACAAUUCAUGGAAAUUUCCUAUCAAAUCUAUUCAUUGCCCUAGGUCAAAAUGUCAAGCGGCUUAACUAUCUUGGUGAUUGGGGUACCCAAUUUGGGCUUCUCCAGUUUGGGCUUGACCAGGGCUGGUUUAGCUGGGAAGAGAUUUCGCAAAAUCCUAUACGUUCGCUACUGGAGAUAUACGUGAAAGCUAACACUAUGGCCGAGAAAGACGAAAACGUUGCUGCCAGAGCACGUGAGUUGUUCCAAAGGCUAGAAAGUGGUGACGAAGACCUGUCGAAAAAUUGGAGAGAAAUUCGAGAGUUCACCGUGACAGAACUUCGUCAAACUUAUGCCCGUCUUGGCGUUAAAUUUGACGAAUUCAAUUGGGAAUCUCAGUAUGGGAUCAAGGACUUGAGCGCUGUCUUGUCAAUUCUAGAGAAAUCUGGACGCCUUAUAACAAAAGCUGAAGGAACAAAAGUCGUUCGUCUAAAUGACCAAAGAACAGUUACGUUGGUCAAAAGUGACGGUUCAAGUUUAUACCUAACACGAGACGUGGCCGCAGCUAUAGACCGAUGGAACCGUUUCCCUUUUCGACGGAUGUUUUAUGUUGUAGAUAAUGCUCAAUCCGACCACUUUGUAGCAUUGAAAAGUCUUCUCAGUUUUAUGUGUCAUACUUGGGCAAGUAACAUAGAACAUGUGAAGUUUGGUCGUAUAAAAGGCAUGUCCACCCGAAAAGGAACGAUCGUUUUCCUAAGUGAUUUACUUGAUGAAGCACACGCAAGAAUGAAAGCAAAACAAAUUGCCAGCCCAAAUACAAGAGUUGCAGUUGAAGAAAAUCCUGAAAUCACUGAUAUAUUGGCUAUAUCCGCAGUAGUCAUUAACGAUCUCAAGCAGCGCAGGCAAAGAGACUACACUUUUAAUUGGGACGAUGCUCUUCAGGAUAAAGGAGAUACCGGCAUUCGCUUGCAGUAUACACAUUCCCGACUGCACAGCCUAGAGAAAAUGUGCGGCGUGAGUCUACCUGAAGAACUUCUCAGCCUGAAUACUAAUUUAAUUCAAGAACCUGAAUUGAUCACUGUGAUGAGGGAUUUGGGAAUGUUCCAUCAGGUGUUACAGGAUUCCUACAAUCAACUCGAACCGUGUGUUCUAGUUAGAUAUCUUUUCGAUCUAAGUCAUUCGCUUGGCGUAGCGCUGAAGACCAUGCCUGUUAAGAAUCAAGAAGAAGAAUUGGCUCAAAUCCGUUUAGCAAUAUUUUCUGCAUCGAAACGCAUCCUGAGUAUCGGCUUGAAAAUCCUCGGUGUGCAACCUCUUCAGCAAAUGUAAACCUGCCAACUGACCUUAGUCACGCCGUUAAACGCUACCUCACGUGUUUCUUGGUGUUACAUACUUACGUUACAAUCAAUACUGCCUCUUUGAUUGAAUUGAAAACCAGCUAUUUGGAGCUUGAUGGAACUAUCACUUCUGAACAUCGAGGCACAUGCAGCAUGCU
Molecule: messenger RNA, 2193 nt
Organism: Daphnia carinata
Lineage: Eukaryota; Metazoa; Arthropoda; Branchiopoda; Diplostraca; Daphniidae
Gene: ArgRS-m
Product: probable arginine--tRNA ligase, mitochondrial
Exons: 4
Coding region: 249-2027 (592 amino acids)
Biological process (GO): arginyl-tRNA aminoacylation; mitochondrial translation
Cellular component (GO): mitochondrion
Molecular function (GO): arginine-tRNA ligase activity; ATP binding
Source: RefSeq, a predicted model, not a curated record